Messenger RNA from Gongylonema pulchrum, 447 nucleotides. The record is from the annotation of a GenBank genome assembly. Lineage: Eukaryota; Metazoa; Nematoda; Chromadorea; Rhabditida; Gongylonematidae.
AUGGAUAUAAUCGAUGUAAUUGCGCUGAUCAGAUGGACUUGCGCCGUGCAGCAGAAAUGUAUUAUUCAGGCUAUUCCGGGAAGAAUUAUCCGAAUGAACUGUACGAGUGGGCUCGCUAGGCUCGACGCUGGACAAUUGGAGCAGCUGAAGUGUUCCAUUAUUUUGCAAUUAAAUUUCACGUCUUUACCCGCUGCUGUCUCAAUCAUUUGGGCACUCAGAAUUAUCCGAAUGAAUUGUACGAGUGGGCUCGCUAGGAUCGACCCUGGACAAUUGGAGCAGCUGAAGUGUUCCAUUAUUUUGCAACUAAAUUUCACGUCUUUACCCGCUGCUGUCUCAAUCAUCUGGGCACUCAGGUACUUCCCCUUCAUACUGAAAAUGGCAGAAUUCACAGUUUUGUUUCGUUGCAAAAUACCAACGUUUGCAAAUCCGCAACUGAGAGAACAGUAA